AGCUAAGGCCCAGGAAAGAGUGCUCCUGAACUUGAAAGUGACCAACUCCACUAGAUGAGCUUUCGGCCUUGAUGUGACCUGACUCAGCUAAAUGAAGCUGGGGAGGGGAGAAAAGACCUGGGGGAGUUGUCGGCUCACUGCUCCUGAGGUAACCAUUAAUCCCUCUCCUGGGGAAAUCCAGGGGCUGGUCCCUAGAGGGACAGAUCCUAGGCAGAAUGGAGGAACACAUGGAGGCAGGCUCCGCACCAGGACUGGGAAACCAGAGGGUCCUAAUUAACAACCUUGCUGACAUCCUGGUCAUUGCUGCUUAUUUCCUGCUGGUCAUUGGUGUCGGCUUGUGGUCCAUGUGCAGAACCAACAGAGGCACCGUUGGCGGCUACUUCCUCGCGGGACGAAGCAUGGUGUGGUGGCCGGUCGGGGCCUCUCUCUUUGCCAGCAACAUCGGCAGUGGCCACUUUGUGGGCCUCGCAGGGACCGGUGCUGCAAGCGGCUUGGCUGUGGCUGGAUUUGAGUGGAAUGCGCUGUUCGUGGUGCUAUUGCUCGGCUGGCUCUUCGCGCCCGUGUACCUGACUGCGGGUGUUAUUACCAUGCCACAGUACCUGCGCAAGCGCUUCGGAGGCCAUCGUAUUCGCCUCUACCUUUCAGUGCUCUCGCUUUUUCUGUACAUCUUCACCAAGAUUUCGGUGGACAUGUUCUCCGGGGCAGUAUUCAUUCAACAGGCUCUGGGCUGGAACAUCUAUGCCUCCGUCAUUGCCCUUCUGGGCAUCACCAUGAUCUACACUGUGACAGGAGGGCUGGCAGCACUGAUGUACACGGAUACUCUGCAGACUUUCGUCAUUCUUGGCGGGGCCUUCGUCCUCAUGGGUUACGCCUUCCACGAGGUGGGCGGGUAUUCGGGGCUUUUCGACAAAUACUUGGGGGCAAUGACGUCGCUGACAGUUUCUGAGGAUCCGGCUGUGGGCAACAUCUCGAGUUCCUGCUAUCGACCCCGGCCCGACUCCUACCACCUGCUCCGGGACGCUGUGACAGGGGACUUGCCGUGGCCUGCACUGCUCCUGGGUCUUACCAUCGUCUCAGGCUGGUACUGGUGCAGCGACCAGGUCAUUGUGCAGCGCUGUCUGGCCGGGAAGAACCUGACUCACAUCAAGGCGGGCUGCAUACUGUGCGGCUACUUGAAGCUGAUGCCCAUGUUCCUCAUGGUCAUGCCAGGCAUGAUCAGCCGCAUUCUUUAUCCGGAUGAGGUGGCGUGCGUGGUGCCCGAGGUGUGUAAGCGUGUGUGCGGUACUGAGGUGGGCUGCUCCAACAUUGCCUACCCGCGGCUGGUCGUGAAACUCAUGCCCAAUGGUUUGCGUGGACUCAUGCUGGCGGUCAUGCUGGCUGCGCUCAUGUCCUCACUGGCCUCCAUCUUUAACAGCAGCAGCACGCUUUUCACCAUGGAUAUCUACAUGCGCCUGCGGCCCCACGCAGGGGACCGUGAGCUGCUGCUAGUAGGACGGCUCUGGGUGGUGUUUAUUGUGGCUGUGUCAGUGGCCUGGCUACCCGUGGUGCAGGCAGCGCAGGGAGGGCAGCUCUUUGAUUACAUCCAGGCAGUGUCCAGCUACCUGGCGCCACCUGUGUCUGCUGUCUUUGUGCUGGCGCUCUUUGUGCCCCGUGUCAAUGAGAAGGGUGCCUUCUGGGGACUGAUUGGGGGCCUGUUUAUGGGUCUGGCACGCCUUAUUCCCGAGUUCUCCUUUGGCUCGGGCAGCUGUGUACGACCCUCCACAUGCCCAGCACUCUUCUGCCGUGUGCACUACCUCUACUUUGCCAUUGUGCUCUUCGUCUGCUCUGGCCUCCUCAUCCUUGUAGUAUCACUGUGCACAGCACCUAUCCCACGCAAGCAUCUCCACCGCCUGGUUUUCAGUCUACGGCACAGCAAGGAGCAGCGGGAAGACCUGGAUGCCGAUGAGCUAGAAGGUUCAACUUCACCCCCUGUACAGAAUGGGUGUCCUGAACAUGCAGUGGAGAUGGAGGAGCCCCAGUCCCCAACACCGGGCAUGUUCCGCCGGUGCCUGCUCUGGUUCUGUGGAAUGAGCAGGACUGGGGCAGGUAGUCCCCCAGCGCCUACCCAGGAGGAAGUGGCUGCAGCAGCCAGGCGGCUGGAGGACAUCAGUGAGGACUCGAGUUGGGCCCGUGUGGUCAACUUCAAUGCCCUGCUAAUGAUGGCCGUGGCCACGUUCCUCUGGGGCUUUUAUGCCUGAGGCCAACCGUGUUGGACACCAGGAGCCACUGCCAGGGCAGGGCUCAGCUUCACAAUGAAUGGGAGUGGGGAGCCUGCAGUGGUGAGAAGGGAGUAGGGCAGGGAGAGGGAGGGGGAAGGCCCUGGUUCCCUUUCUCUCCACUGCCAGGGGCCCAGUCUACCUGACUGGCAGUCAUACCCCAUGAGGCCUUGGCCAAACUGCCACAGCAGUUCCCCUAAGCAAAAAUAAAGCUGCUGUUCCCACA
Molecule: messenger RNA, 2481 nt
Organism: Acinonyx jubatus (cheetah)
Lineage: Eukaryota; Metazoa; Chordata; Mammalia; Carnivora; Felidae
Gene: SLC5A2
Product: solute carrier family 5 member 2
Exons: 14
Coding region: 216-2237 (673 amino acids)
Biological process (GO): sodium ion transport; transmembrane transport
Cellular component (GO): plasma membrane
Molecular function (GO): D-glucose:sodium symporter activity
Source: RefSeq, a predicted model, not a curated record